This is a messenger RNA of Notothenia coriiceps (black rockcod), 2712 nucleotides long. RefSeq names its product COPI coat complex subunit beta 1 (gene copb1). Lineage: Eukaryota; Metazoa; Chordata; Actinopteri; Perciformes; Nototheniidae. Gene Ontology annotation, cellular component: COPI vesicle coat; cytoplasm. The transcript is spliced from 19 exons. Bases 214 to 2712 code for a protein of 832 amino acids. The record is from RefSeq and is a predicted model, not a curated record. Gene Ontology annotation, biological process: intra-Golgi vesicle-mediated transport; intracellular protein transport; endoplasmic reticulum to Golgi vesicle-mediated transport. Gene Ontology annotation, molecular function: structural molecule activity.
GGCUCAGAAAGUAAUCUUCCACGUCAGUAGGAAGUGGUAGGGAACUACACAUACAGCUCGCCAAAGGGAGCUCCUGGGACAUGUCACAGAUGUAAUUAUCCAAACCUGGAUAUCGAAGGCCACUUCGGAGGAUAAAAGUCUCGCAAUAAGUUAUUGUCCAGUGAUCGACAUUCGUUGGGAUUCUUCUAAGACAGUUACAGACCGGAAGCAAAAAUGAUGGCUGCAGAGAACGUGUGUUACACUCUGAUCAAUGUUUCAUCUGAAUCAGAGCCUCCUUCUGAGGUCACACUUAAGGCUGAUCUAGAAAAGGGGGAGAUCAAGGCAAAGACCGAAGCGCUGAAGAAGGUCAUCAUCAUGAUCCUGAAUGGUGAGAAGUUGCCAGGACUGCUGAUGACCAUCAUCCGCUUCGUGCUGCCUCUUCAAGACCACACCAUCAAGAAGCUGCUGCUGAUUUUCUGGGAGAUUGUUCCCAAAACCACCCCAGACGGAAAGCUGCUGCAGGAGAUGAUCCUGGUCUGUGAUGCCUACAGAAAGGACUUGCAGCAUCCAAACGAGUUCAUCCGUGGCUCCACUCUGCGCUUCCUGUGCAAGCUGAAGGAGUCCGAGUUGCUGGAGCCACUCAUGCCAGCGAUCCGGGCCUGCCUGGAGCACCGCCACAGUUACGUGCGCCGCAACGCCGUCCUGGCCAUUUACACCAUCUACAGGAACUUCGAACAACUCAUCCCAGAUGCUCCAGAGUUGAUUCAUGAUUUUCUUGUCAAUGAGAAAGAUGCCAGCUGCAAGAGAAAUGCGUUCAUGAUGCUGAUUCAUGCAGAUCAGGAUCGAGCUCUGGAUUACCUCAGCACGUGUAUCGACCAGGUUCACACUUUUGGCGACAUUCUCCAGCUGGUCAUUGUGGAGCUGAUUUACAAAGUGUGCCAUGCUAACCCCUCUGAGCGUGCACGGUUUAUCCGCUGCAUCUACAACCUGCUGCAGUCCUCCAGCCCGGCUGUGAAGUAUGAGGCUGCUGGCACUCUUGUUACCCUCUCCAGUGCUCCCACAGCCGUUAAGGCUGCAGCCCAGUGCUACAUUGAUCUGAUCAUCAAGGAGAGCGACAACAAUGUGAAGCUCAUUGUUCUCGAUCGUCUGAUUGAGCUGAAGGAGCAUCCCACUCACGAGCGUGUACUCCAGGAUCUUGUGAUGGACAUCCUGCGUGUCCUCAGCACUCCUGACCUGGAAGUCAGGAAGAAGACCUUGCAGCUGGCACUGGACCUGGUUUCAUCUCGCAAUGUAGAAGAGUUGGUGAUAGUUUUGAAGAAGGAAGUGAUCAAGACAAACAAUGUAACGGAACAUGAAGACACUGAUAAGUACCGGCAGCUUCUGGUACGCACUCUCCAUUCCUGCAGUGUGCGCUUCCCUGACAUGGCGGCCAAUGUCAUACCUGUGCUGAUGGAGUUCCUCAGUGACACUAAUGAGGCAGCUGCUGCUGACGUGCUGGAGUUUGUGAGGGAGGCCAUUCAGAGGUUUGACAGCCUGAGACCCCUCAUCAUCGAGAAGAUGCUGGAAGUCUUUCACGCCAUCAAAACUGUCAAGAUCUACAGGGGAGCGUUGUGGAUCCUGGGAGAAUACUGCAGCACCAAGGAUGACAUCCAGAGUGUGAUGACAGAAGUACGCAGGUCUUUGGGAGAGAUCCCCAUCGUAGAAAAUGAGAUCAAGAGAGACUCGGGGGAGGUGAAAGCAGAUGAUGAAGUGAGCGCGGCUCCAGCCCAGAAGCUGGUGACAGAGAUGGGAACCUAUGUGACGCAGAGCGCCCUCAGCUCCAACAGGCCUUCUAAAAAAGAAGAGGAUAGACCUCCACUCAGAGGCUUCCUGAUGGACGGAGACUUCUAUGUGGCAGCUUCCCUGGCCACCACCCUGACCAAAGUUGCCCUGCGUUAUGUUGGAAUUGUUCAAGACAAAAAGAAACAAAAUUCCUUUGUGGCAGAGUCCAUGCUGAUCAUGGUCACUGUGCUGCACCUGGGCAAGUCCUCUCUGCCCAAGAAGCCCAUCACAGACGACGAUGUGGACCGCAUCUCGCUGUGCCUCAAGGUCCUGUCGGAGUGCUCGCCUCUUAUGAAUGACAUUUUCAACAAGGAGUGCCGCAGAUCCCUGUCACAUAUGCUGACCGUCAGACUGGAGGAGGAGAAGCUUUCGCAGAAGAAAGAGUCUGAGAAACGAAGCGUAACAGUGCAGGCAGACGACCCGAUCUCCUUCAUGCAGCUGACCGCCAAAAACGAGAUGACUUCUAAAGAGGACCAGUUCCAGCUCAGUCUGCUGGCUGCUAUGGGCAACACUCAGAGGAAAGAGGCUAAUGAUCCCCUGGCUUCAAAACUCAACAAGGUGACCCAGCUGACAGGGUUCUCAGACCCAGUGUAUGCUGAAGCCUAUGUUCAUGUCAACCAGUAUGACAUUGUGUUGGACGUGCUGGUGGUCAACCAAACCAAUGACACUCUCCAGAAUUGCACUCUUGAGCUGGCCACUUUAGGUGAUCUCAAGUUGGUUGAGAAGCCUUCACCUUUAACUCUGGCUCCUCACGAUUUUGCUAACAUCAAGGCUAAUGUUAAAGUGGCCUCGACUGAGAAUGGCAUCAUAUUCGGAAACAUUGGUAAGAUAAUCUUUUGGUUUAUCGUCUUAAAGGGCCCAUGUCAUGCUUUUCCAGUUAUUACCCGUCCCCUUGUGUGUUAUGAAGGGUGA